ACAUAACCCGGUUUAUAGAAGAUUUUACACAAUUUUAAGAAUAGUGCAAAACUCUAUCAAUAUUUAUAUUCAAGUAAAAAGAUAAUUUUGACAGGAUUAGAAGGAACAGAUAUGAGAUUAACAUCGAUCCUAUUAAGACGAGUAGGAGAAUGGUCAAAGAAAUAUGCAAAUUUACCAGAUAGGUACAUAGAACGUGCUAUGACACAGGUUUAUUGGAAGACACCUCGAGGUAAACCGAAUUAUUUGCCACGCACAAUUGAAAGAAAACGAUUUCAUUUUUCGAUACAUCGUCCGUGGACAAAUAAUUUUUAUAAAGAUAAUGCACCUGGUACAAAGCCCUUAUUUAUUCAUGUUGAACCUGUUAAGGACUGGAGCUUUUUUCGGGGUGACAGGGUAGAAGUUUUAGUUGGAAAAGAUAAAGGAAAGCAAGGAAUUGUAAAAGAAAUUUAUCAAGAGAGGAACUGGAUAAUUGUUGAAGGACUUAACACGAAACUGAAACGCGUUAUGAAAGACAAAAACUUUCCUGGUUUAUAUAUACAGCAGGAACAACCAUUAUUAAUAACUUCACAAGUGCAAUUGGUUGAUCCUUCAGACAUGCAAGGAACUGCAAUAGAAUGGCGAUAUAGGGAAGAUGGCGAGCGUGUACGCAUAUCUGUAAGAACCGGUAGAGUAAUUCCUAUUCCUAUCUCUGCUGAAGAAACUAUAGAUUACAAAACUCCUAAGUUGUACAGAGAGCAAGUAAAAGAUACGACUGAAGCUAAUGUACACAAAGUAACUUUUAUGCCAGCGUUAAAAACUUUUGAGAUGGAUAUCAUGGAUGAAAUGGGUAUUGAAGAAGAUCGUAUUCCAAAGAAAUAUUAUUGGUAUUAACUAUUGUUAUAUACAAUUCGCUGUUAAAGUUUUUAAUGUACAACUAUAGUAUUUAAUAAAUAUAUUAAGCAAACAAAGAAAUCGGAACAUAGUCAUUUUUUUAUGUAAUACGAAUGUACAAGAUAAUUUUUACUUUAUAAUCCUUUUGAAUGAAAAAGUUUCCUCAUAGAAUAACAUGCAAAAUAAAGUUAUUAUUUAUCUUAAUUAUAAUAAACCGAAUUUUAACUUUUUUUUUAUGAUAUAGGAAAAUUUUUAUAUUUUUAACAAAAUCUAUAUUAUAAGGCGUCUUUGUUUGCAAUGAUUUACAUAUAGAAAGUAUGCAAUAAAAAAGCAUUUAUAACAUUAAACAAUAAAAAGCGAAUAAUUCAACACUUUAUAACGAAUUUACAUUGGAUUAAAAUAUGUAAUAAUAUUGAUUAAUGUUUCAAUCAACAGCUGUUUGUUUUACGCUAUAUCAUGUCAAUCACACAUAUCACAGCACGAAUUUUAAUAAAUGCAAAUCCCGAAACGCGAUUCAUAUUACAUUUAAAUAUUCCAAUACAAUAUAUAGCUUUAUAUUAAUAUAAUAUCUGUUAUAUAUGACACUUUCCUUUAGCUCUGCGUGGCUUAUAAUUCCAAUCAGGAUUAAAUUAAUCAAAUAUCAGUUCACAUUUCAAUAUUGUUGGAGAAAGUUUAGGACCAUAGACAGAAAAAUAUAACAAGACGUAAUAUUAUUUCAAAAGCUGAAACUU
Linepithema humile (Argentine ant) is the source of this 1601-nucleotide messenger RNA. It is a transcript of the gene mRpL24, whose product is annotated as mitochondrial ribosomal protein L24. Gene Ontology annotation, biological process: translation. The record is from RefSeq and is a predicted model, not a curated record. Gene Ontology annotation, molecular function: structural constituent of ribosome; RNA binding. NCBI's taxonomy places the organism in Eukaryota, Metazoa, Arthropoda, Insecta, Hymenoptera, Formicidae. Gene Ontology annotation, cellular component: ribosome; mitochondrion.